This is a messenger RNA of Physella acuta, 3811 nucleotides long. RefSeq names its product extended synaptotagmin-2. Gene Ontology annotation, cellular component: endoplasmic reticulum membrane. NCBI's taxonomy places the organism in Eukaryota, Metazoa, Mollusca, Gastropoda, Physidae. The record is from RefSeq and is a predicted model, not a curated record. Gene Ontology annotation, biological process: lipid transport. Gene Ontology annotation, molecular function: calcium-dependent phospholipid binding; phosphatidylethanolamine binding; phosphatidylcholine binding.
GUUGUUCAACAGGUGCUUGAUCAAAGCACUAAUGAAGAUAGGAUUCAUGCUGCCAUUUUGCUUAUAUUCUUGGAUUCAGCACACAAUCUGCCUAGAGCAAAAAAGUCCUUAAAUGAACCAUGCCCACAAGCUAGCUUAAGUGUAGGACAACAGAAACAAGAAAGUACUAUAAAAUAUAAUACAACUGAUCCACGAUGGGAGGAACAUUUUCGAUUUAUGCUACACAAUCCCAAUCAACAGAACCUAGAACUAGAGCUAAAAGAUACCAAGGCUAAAAAAUCAAUUGGAAGCAAGCUUAUCAAGCUAAAAGAACUUCUAGGAGCUAAUGAUAUGGUACUUGACCAGAAAUUUCACAUUAAGACUUCUGAAUCUGGCUGCUAUGUGCAAAUGCGCAUGUGCUUAAGGGUAUUAACUCCAAAUGCAAACCCUGAAUGGAUUUAUCCUGAUGAAUCUCUAAUUACUGAUACCACUGAAGAUAUAAAAAUUAAUGGUACUUCUGUAGAUGAAAUCGGAGAAAACUAUGCAUUCUCUACUGCUUCUUCUUGUUCAAAGAAGAAUCUAGCAGAAGUUAGUGAACCAAUUAAUAUCACAAAGCAGAAAAGCACUCAACCACUUGAGGAGGUUGUAAAAAGUGUUGAGCCUGAAACAAGAUACAGAAAGCAAGCGAGCGGCACUGGCAGUUACAAUCUUGGACGUAUACAAAUGACUAUUAGAUACAGCCUUCAAAGAGAGAGACUUAUUGUUGUUGUGCAUAAAUGCUCUAACCUAAAACCUGUUCAAGGGGACAGUAAAAACUUGGCAGAUCCUUAUGUCAAACUUUAUUUAUUACCUGACAAGUCUAGUGCUUCUAAGAAGCGUACAAAGAUUAUCAAAGAUAAUUUGAACCCUGUUUUUGAUGAAACUUUUGAAUAUCAAGUUUCUCAACAAGAAAUGGCUAAAAGAACAUUGGAGAUUACAGUUAAGAAUGAUGUUGGCAUGUUCUCCUCAACAGAGACAUUGAUGGGAAAGGCUUUGUUAAAACUUUCAAAUAUGGAUAUAUGCAAAGCCAUUACUGAAUGGAUUGACCUUGCUCCAGAGAAUACUGCCAAGCCAAUUUCUUUUGAAUCAGAUGUAUGAGUACAUCAUUAUUAUUACAUACUAUAUAUUUCAGUGUUUUUAUUCAAAAUUCAGUAUCAUGCAGUAACAAAAUAGCAUUACACACCCUAAAAGUACAAACAUAAAAUAAUUUUUGCAAAGCCACAAUUACCCAUUGUGGGAACUAAAUUGAUAUUAAAUUUUAUUAUUAAAUGAUUAAAAGUAGUACAGAGGUAACUCGAUAUACUUGUUUAAUUCCUACCGUAACAAUGCUUAUAAGUCAAAUUGUUCUUAUCUCAAAGCAGUAUUUUCCAUUAAAAUUUUAUUAAAUGCCAUAAUAUAUUCUGUUCCAGCCCAUCCCCAGAUUGCCACCCCACCUGUUUUUAUUUUUUUAUUUUAAUAAGUAAUAAACCAGGAGUGAUCUCCCCUAAACUUUCUCAAAUAUUCUUAUAUAACUUGGAAUGUAGACAUGAUUUUUAAUUACUUAAACUUUUAAAAAUAUAAUAGAAUCUCAUAGAAAAAAGAAUUGCGCACCAAGCGAACACCAAAACAAAAUGUGCAUAAUAGUGCGCAAUAUUAUUAGUACUUUAUAAAUUUACAUGCGUUUUUUGAGAAAUCGGAAAUAGCGCAAAUUAGUACUUCCGGUCAACGGAAAUUACUCAAAAUAUGAUAGAAGGUAGAGAAUUAGAUCUUUUACUUACAUGUGAAAUUUCAUUUAUCUAUCUGAAAUAGUACUCUAGUUAUAGGCUUUUGAAAAAUUCCAAGUAGAACAAGUACUACUUCCGGUUAUUGGCAAUCGCUCAAAAGUUUCAGGAUCUACAAUUUUGAUAAAAUACUUUUAUAUGAAAUUUCAUCAACUUAACUGUAACGGUACUCAAGUUAUCGUGUUUACACACAGACAGACACACACACACAGAAAGACAUACGGACACAAUUGCAAAAUUAUGUUGUUCCGUAUCAGUGAGGUGUAAAACGUCGAGAUUUGUAAAAAAUCUCUAUUUCUUUUUUUUUUGCACAUAUAUACGAGAAAGUAAAAAGCAUUUAUAAAUUUUAAAAAUGUGUAUAUUAAACAUAAAAAGAAGAAUGUGAAGAACUUACCUGGUUUUAUAAUGUGUAUAUUGUUAAGAAAUCUGCUAACCUUAGCUAAUUAGAGAUGUUGGCUGAGGUUGUAGGGAGGAGCUUUUACUUAGUUCACUUACUCUCUACACUGCUAAUGCUAAACUUUUCCAGUCACUUAACUUUCUCAUUAUACAUUUAACACUAAACUUUAUCCAUAAACUUAGUUGAACUUAAAUGCUACUUUAUAUAUAUAUAUAGAUAUAGAUAUAUAUAUAUUAUUAAUUAUAUGUACAUUUAUAUAUAUAUAUAUAUUAAGUUUUACUAAAUUUUUGUCACUGCGAUACUCAUUUUCAUCUAAAAGAUGUUAAAAAUCUGUUGAUAGUGGUUUGUUUCUUCCUCCCAUUAAAGAAUUUUGGGGAAAUAAGUUAGACAAAAGUCAUUAAAUAGCUGCCUUGCACGAUCAGUUGCAACUUUUUAAAAUUUUAUUUGCCAUGAGCAGAUCCGGUUACUUGUACCUCAAAAUUUGCCAGUAACUCAAAGCAAAUAAUCGCUCUCUCAAUUGCUAAAAUCUUUGAGGUACCAAUGUAAUAUAUAUAUAUAUAUGUAUGUUAAUAAUUUUUAUUUUAAUAAGAGACAUGAUUUUAUAAAUACUAAAUUUGAAGUUCUGUAUUGAUUUUUUUUAUCCACCUCCAAAAAACAUAAACCUACCUUCCAUAUUAGACCUAGAAAAUUAUAUGGGCUAUGUAUGUUGAAGAGAGCCACCAAAAAUUGUACCAUUGUAGAAAUGCACUUGCAGCCCCUUUGCUUUUCAGGGGCUAUAUAUCUAAAGUAAUAUAUUCUGUGUGGUUGUUAUGUUUAUUUUUCUUGUUAAAAUUAUGUUUUUACAAUUUUGGUAACUGUUAGCCAAGGGUGUUUCAUAGUAUAAAAUCAUAUGCUGCCUUUUAAUAUUGCUGCUGCUGUAUCUAUAUUUGUGAUACAAAUUAUUGUUAGUUACCUUUAACUUUUUUUUAUUUAGGCUAAAUACUAUUUUUGUACUCAAAUGAUCAUUUGUAUUUAUAACAUUUUUAUCAAUUAAUAAAGAAAAUGAUAAAUUUAUUUUAUUGAUUAAAAUUUAGAGAAUGAAUGUUAUCCAAAUCAUUAAUUUCUACAAAGCUUAAAACACAUAUAUUAGUGGAUUUACUAUAUAUGUAUAUAUAUAUGUAUGUAUAUAUAUAUGCAUGUAUGUAUCUCUAUAUAUUAUGUAUAUAAAUAUAUAUAUAUGUAUAUAUAUAUAUAUAUAUAUAUAUAUAUAUAUAUAUAUAUAUAUAUAUAUAUAUAUAUAAAGAGAGAGAGUUUAGAGGACAUCUUGUCACUGUAGUACAAAAAAAUAUUGAUAUAUUUUUUUAAAUUGUAAUUUGAAAUGUGACAUAAUUUUACAAUAGACCUGUAGCAGAGAUGUUAUUUUGAUUGAAUUUGAAAUUUCUUUUUCGUUUAUUCUUUACUAUCUCUGUGUUUGUCAUGGAAAAAGUAAUGGGGUCUUUUUUGCAAAUGAAUUCUUAGGAGUGAAUACAUUUUUUUUUUUUUUUUUUUUUAAAUAUUCCUAUGUAGUUUGAACAGAAUGGCAGUAGCCAGUUUUUGGAGAUUAAGGAGUUUUAUAUAUAUAUAUAUAUAUAUAUAUAUAUAUAUAUAUAUAUAUAUA